Pseudophryne corroboree (corroboree frog) is the source of this 4217-nucleotide messenger RNA. RefSeq names its product solute carrier family 13 member 1 (gene SLC13A1). NCBI's taxonomy places the organism in Eukaryota, Metazoa, Chordata, Amphibia, Anura, Myobatrachidae. The record is from RefSeq and is a predicted model, not a curated record. The transcript has 17 exons. Gene Ontology annotation, molecular function: sodium:sulfate symporter activity. Gene Ontology annotation, cellular component: membrane. The coding region runs from base 85 to 1956 and encodes 623 amino acids. Gene Ontology annotation, biological process: transmembrane transport.
AGAAUUACUUUAACUUGUUAGCACCUUAGUCCUACACAGCUUCAUCUCCAUCAUCCUGAGUAAGGAGAACAACUCAUCAUUAUAAUGCACCCUUUCCUCAGCUACAUAUGGAUGUACCGGAGACUUUUGCUGAUUGUUUUAAUCCCACUGCUUCUACUUCCAGUGCCUCUUAUCAUCAAAGCAAAGGAAGCAGAAUGUGCCUAUGUCCUGUUUGUAGUUGCUGUGUUCUGGCUGUCUGAAGCUUUACCCCUUUCAGUGACCGCUUUUAUCCCAGCUCUAAUGUUCCCAUUGUUUGGGAUUCUAUCAUCUAAAUCAAUUGCAUCCACUUACUUCAAAGAUUUUCAUCUUUUACUGACGGGGGUGAUUUGUUUGGCAACCUCAAUAGAAAAAUGGAACUUGCACAAAAGAAUUGCCUUAAGGAUGGUGAUGCUGGUUGGUGUGAAUCCUGGAUGGCUUAUGCUUGGAUUUAUGUUCAGUACUGGCUUCCUGUCCAUGUGGCUCAGCAACACCUCUACAGCUGCCAUGGUAAUGCCAAUAGUGGAAGCUGUCGCACAGCAGAUCAUUAAUGCCGAGGCAGAAGUUGAUGCCAUGCAAAUUAAUUCAUCAGAAGGCAUUUGCAAUGAAGUAUUUGAACUUGACGAAAACAGCACUGAAAUGGAUACAAAAUGUGAACCAGAGAAACAUAUUAAUGGGUACAGUAAUGGAGCAAUGCCUAAUGGGAGCAAGAAGAACUGCACAGCGGAUGAAGAUUAUGAAGAUGCAAUCUGCAAUCAUCAAGAAAAAGACAUGCAAGAGACUCAACCAGCAAGUGAAACUAGAUACAGAAAUAAAAAGGACCACAUGAUGUGCAAAGCGAUGUGUUUGUGCAUUGCUUAUUCAUCUACAAUCGGCGGACUGACCACCAUAACUGGAACAUCAACUAACUUGAUUUUUGCUGAACAGUUUCAAACGCGCUACCCUAACUGCACAGAGAUUAAUUUUGGAACUUGGUUUCUACUCUGCAUUCCAAUCACCAUCAUUCUGAUGCUGCUUUCAUGGAUAUGGAUCCAGUGGCUGUUCCUAGGCUUCAAUUUUAGAGAAAUGUUUAAAUGUGGCAAAGAAAAGACAGAACGAGAAAAAGCCUCAGCAAAGGUCAUCAUGGAUGAAUACAAAAGUCUUGGCCCUGUAAGCUAUCAAGAGAUCAUGACCUUCAUCCUUUUUCUUAUAAUGGCUCUGCUAUGGUUUACAAGAGAUCCUGGUUUUAUUCCUGGUUGGUCUUCACUGUUUCCUCAAUACCGUGGCUAUGCCACUGAUUCCACAGCUGCUUUGAUUGUGGGACUUCUUUUCUUCAUCAUCCCUGCAUAUCCAUGUAAACAAAAAACUGCUGGAAAAAUCACAUCCUUUGAUUAUGAGCCACUCAUCACAUGGAAAGAAUUUCAGGCCUGCAUGCCUUGGGAUAUUGGUAUUCUCGUUGGUGGAGGAUUUGCACUGGCAGAAGGAUGUGAGGUCUCUGGACUUUCUCAGUGGAUAGGGAGCAAGAUGACUCCUCUUGGCUCGCUCCCUAUAUGGGUAGUGGUUCUCAUUGCAUGUAUAAUUGUUACCUCAGUGACGGAGGUUGCCAGCAAUCCUGCAACAAUCACAAUUUUCUUACCAAUAUUAGCACCACUGGCUGAAGCAAUAUUUGUGAAUCCACUUUAUAUACUUAUCCCCACUACUCUAUGCACUUCUUUUGCCUUCCUACUUCCUGUAGCAAAUCCACCAAAUGCUAUUGUAUUUUCCUAUGGUCAUCUACAAGUUAUGGACAUGGUAAAAGCCGGUUUAGGUAUUAACAUACUAGGAGUUAUGGUGGUAAUGCUUUGUAUAUCAACAUGGGCAAUUCCAAUGUUCAGUCUUCAAACAUAUCCACACUGGGCUCCUAACAUUGUACCUACAAACAGCACAAUACCUUUUACUAUGAAUAUUACUGCAGGACUAUGAAACAACUCAUUAACACAUUAACUUGAGAAUAAGUACUAUCAUCUCAUCCCAAAUGGUAACUCAUAUUUGUAUGACUUGGUUGUCUCAAUGUCCAAAAACAGCCUUGAAGGCCUCAUUUUCUACCGGAACAUUCUUUACAAGAUCUGAUUAGGUUCCUUUAGGUGGCCUGAAGGCUCCCUGGCAUGUUGAUUCUAUUUACCAACCUCCUUUUUUGUCUAAUGUUGUCCUGCUCAUUAACAUGUAUUUGUAACAUUAUAUUUAAACAUAGUACAGAGUAUGGUAUGGUAUGUACAUUUCGUACUUCACUGUGCAAUUUUAUAGUCAGGUUCCUAGGACUGUAAGCAUCAAAUACACAUGUGCCUCCCCUGAUUUGUUUAGUCUACCUCAAGAAAUAUAUUCUUCAUUGGCAAUCCUAUAAUUGACCAUAAAUUGCAGUAUUACAAUGGCAUAGUAAAAAUGGAUCAGAUAAAGGGGGGGAGUUUUUUUUUAAGGCCAGUAAAGCUGACCAUUCAUGCUAAAUCUGGCCUUAACAUCUGAUGAAUAGUCUAACUUGAUUCUUUAUGCAAUCUGGAACCGUGACUAAUUUCUAUAUAAACAAUAUGGCUGAAUUUAAGUUUUUUGGUUAAGUUUAUUAGGUAUAUUCUAAUGGGAUUGUAUCGAUAGUCCAGUAGUUGAAAUCCCCAUGGUCAGACAUUCAUAAUCCCUAACCUUCAAAAUCCCUUCCCGUUUCGCAACCCCCUCCGCAGUCUAUCCUGAGCCCUCCCCCUAGUGCUUAACUCUAAACAUAAUCACAGUAUAAUCAUCAGGAUCUAUCGGGAUUCAGACCAUUGGGUUGCCACUGUCUGCAUUCUGAUCGUUGGGAUUUCAAAUAACGGGAUUCUGACUGAAACCCAUUGUAAUUAUACAGCAAAGUCCUUAUGAUGUAAUAAUGCAUCAUGUUUCCAUUUGAUCUGACCAUUUUUGAGAAUUUUUUGUUUCAAAAUGCAACACAAUGUGUGAUAUUUUUAAACAUUUAUAAUUUUAUUUAUAGAAUGGAUUGUUCAUUACAAAACAUUAAAAAUGACUGUGCACUUUACCUUCCUCUAGCAUGGUGGAUCUAAGCUUGCCUCUCACCUGUCCAAUCAGGUGUGGGGAAAAAAAAAGGUUUGCUUUAUCCCAUACCUGAUGAGACAUGAUAGAGAAAAAUACAGAUGACCUAAGUAUGCAAAUCUUUAUUGACCUCAUUUCAUCUAUCUAUCUAUCUAUCUAUCUAUCUAGCAAUAUCAGAACUGUACAUAGGCGUGGUCGAGCGGUGCUGCCCCUCAGUGUGCAAGGCCUAGGGUGCAGCCCCAAUGCUGCCCUAUGGCUCAUGUAUUUGGCAUGAUGGAUGCCUGUAAUUACACUAUGCAGCCUAGAAAGUUAGAGCCUGGACGUCCGUAGUAUGCUCCUGUCUCUUCCUAGUCCCGGCGGCAAGCCACCACAAGGUUGUCCACUUAGGACGCUCAACUUCUCCCUGGUCCCAAUGGCCCUAACCCCUAGUUGCGACAUUAUGAUGUUACAUGUUUGGAGGCAGCACCGUGCCCAUUUUCAUCCUGCUAUGGCCCUCGUCUAUUUAUAUUUCUAUCUACAGUACAUUACAGUACUUUAAAGAUCAAUUAAAGAAAAUUGGUACUCUGUGCUGCACAUACUAUGUAAAUACAGUAUGACAAGCAGUACAUUUCUUGACUGAGGGUGUAAAUCCAAAAGAAAUUUCAUUUUUUAAAUAAUAAGAUAAAAAUGUAUUUCCUAUCACGUUCCCCUUGAUUCAAAGAUAGUUUAAAUGUAUAUUCAUGUGUUUUACAAUGUAAAAGAAAGCACUCAAUUUCACAAUUCAUUCAAACACAUUUUUAUAUUAAAGUUGUUUAAAGGAUUUAAGCACAGAGUAAACAUACUAUAAUACAGGAGGUUUAAGCCACUAUCUGCAAGUACCACUAACAGUCCAUAUAUUUAGAAUAUCUGUUUGUGGAUGCAGGUGUGAUAAUUAGUGACCUGGUGAAAUAGAGAUACUCUCCUGUACAUGAUUAAAGAGAUCCUUAACACAUGGCCUGCUAAUGGUACUUAAGGGUUAGGGUUAAGAACCCCUGCUCUAGUAAAUUGCCUGUACUACAAUUUAAUUUACAUAUUUUUGCAAAUCUUUAUUCAUGAGUUUAAAACACUAGAAUUAUAUUUAUUGUAUAUUAUCAAAACUGGAAUAAUUGUAUUAUGUUGUUUUAGAUUUUCUAUGAAACACUUUAACAUUAGAA